Messenger RNA from Owenia fusiformis, 408 nucleotides. Lineage: Eukaryota; Metazoa; Annelida; Polychaeta; Sabellida; Oweniidae. The record is from the annotation of a GenBank genome assembly.
UCAGAAUCACUCUCAUAUACCACUCGCAUGUGUUUCUCAUAAACAAGCCAUUGAACUCAAACCAAAUGCAACUGCAAGGUCUAUUACGUAUAGUUUCAAUCUCAUUAAAAGUACCAAAGCUUCACACAAUAUACUAUUGCAUUGUAGUGUAAAUAGAAAGAUAAAAGUUGUAUCAGGGUCGGGCAUCUCACCAUUGACGCUCAGUGGACAGCAUACUAUAAUAGCACGUGGAGGAAUUUUCACUUGUGAAAUACGUGGGGAAAUGAAAAAAUGUAUUAACAAAAGGAAGUUCUGCAGAUGGGGGAAAAGAUGUGUUCUUCGGACAUAAAGCUGCUAUUCUAUUAAAUACAUUCAACAUUAUGAAUUGAUAUUUCUGAUUAGUGAAUUUACUUGUAAGUCAUAUUGACU